AUGGCUGCUCAGGUCGCCCCCGCCGCCGCCAGCAGCCUGGGCGCCCCGGCUCCGGCCGAGCUGAAGAAAGCGGAGGCGCAGCAGCGGGAUUGUCCCCCGGAGGAGGCGGGGGGUGAGGCGGCGGCUGAGCGCGGCGGCGGCGGCGGCGAGAAGCAGGCGGAGAGCGAGGGCCCCCCGGGGAAGGAGCUGCAGGACGGGGCCGAGAGCAACGGAGGGGGCGCAGGGGCCGAGUCCGACCUGAAGAGCUCGAACGGGAACCCGGGCCCCAGGCCCGCCGCUGCCGCCGCCACCCUGAACAAUAACCUCCCGGAGCCGCCCGGUGGCGGCGGCAGCAGCGACGGGGUGGGGGCGCCGCAGCAGCAGCAGCCGCCGCAGCAGCCUCCCCCUUCCCACCCGGCCGCCUUGCCCCCGCCAGCCUACGGCUUCGGGCAGCCCUACGGCCGGGGCGCCCAGGCUGCUGCCGCCGCCGCCGCCGCUGCGGCCGCCGCCGCUGCCUUCCACCAACAUGGCGGACAACAAAGCCCUGGCAUGGCAGCGCUGCAGAGCGGGGGCUUGGAGCAGUCUUACCCGGGGCCGGCGGGAGCCCCCGCGGGGCCGCCCCCUCCCCAGAACUCGCACGGCGGCGCCGAGCACGGCUUCCCCAACCACCAGUACAACUCCUACUACGCGGCCGGCGCCGGGCGCAGCGCCGGCUCCUACCCGCCUCCCCCCCAGGCCUACGCCCUGAGCUCCCCCCGGGGCAGCGCGCAGAGCUCCGCUCAGGCGGCCGCCGGCGCCAAGUCCCCCGCCGCCGCCGCCUUCCAGCAGCAGCGCUUCGGGGUCAUGGGGCCCUCGGCCGCCGGCGGAGCAGGAGGAGGAGGGGGCGCCACUCCGCAGCCCACGGCCACCCCCACCCUCAACCAGCUCCUCACCUCCCCCAGCUCCGCCCGCGGCUAUCAGGGGUACCCCGGGGGCGACUAUAGCGGCGGGCCGCAGGACGGGGGAGCCGCCGGCAAGGGCCCGGCCGCCGCGGAUAUGGUCUCGCAGUACGGCGGGGGCAACGGCCAGGGCUGGGCCGCAGCGCCCGGCGGGGCUCCGCCGAGGAGUCACCACGCGCCCAUGAGCCCCGGGAGCAGCGGCGGCGGCGGCGGGGGACAGAGCCUCGGCCGGAGCCAGCAGCCUUCAAGUCCAAUGGAUCAGAUGGGGAAGAUGAGGCCUCAGCCAUAUGGAGGAAACAACCCCUACACACAACAGCAGGGACCUCAGGCGGGGCCACAGCAAGGACAUGGCUAUCCAGGACAGCCCUAUGGGCCGCAGACUCCCCAGAGAUAUCCCAUGGGAAUGCAAAGCAGGACACAAAGUACAAUGGGCAGCAUCUCGUAUGCGCAGCAGAUUCCACCUUACGGACAGCAGGGUCCCAGCGCAUAUGGGCAGCAAAGCCAGCCUCCAUAUUACAACCAGCAAAGCCCUCAUCCCCAACAGCAGCAGCCUCCGUAUUCUCAGCAGACUCCAUCCCAGACCCCUCACUCUCAGCCUUCUUAUCAGCAGCAGCAACAGCCUCAGUCUCAAGCUCCACAGCUUCAGACAUCGCAGCCUGCGUAUUCUCAGCAGCAGUCCCAGCCGCCCCAUCAGCAGUCCCCAACUCCAUAUCCUCAGCAGCAGUCCACAGCCCAGCAGCACCAACAGAAUCAGCCUCCCUACUCACAGCAGCAAUCACAGUCACCCUACCAGCAGCAGCAGCAGCAGCAAACUCAGCAGACAGCUUCCUCGGCUCUUUCUCAGCAGUCGUCUUCAUACCCUCAGUCACAGCCGCAGCAGCAGCAGCCUGCAUAUUCCCAGCAACGCUUCCCCCCUCCUCAGGAGUUAUCUCAAGAAUCUUUUGGCUCCCAGACAUCAUCUGCUCCCUCAAUGGCUUCCAGUAAAGGGCAAGAGGAUAUGAACUUGAAUCUUCAGUCCCGACCUUCUAGCCUGCCGGACCUGUCUGGUUCAAUAGAUGAUCUACCCAUGGGUACAGAAGGAGCCCUGAGCCCUGGAGUAAGCACAUCAGGGAUUUCCAGCAGUCAAGGAGAGCAGAGUAACCCAGCUCAGUCUCCUUUCUCUCCACAUACCUCUCCUCACCUGCCAGGCAUCAGAGGACCUUCCCCAUCCCCUGUUGGUUCUCCAGCUAGUGUUGCUCAGUCCCGCUCUGGUCCACUUUCACCUGCUGCAGUACCAGGCAAUCAGAUGCCACCACGACCACCCAGUGGCCAGUCAGACAGCAUCAUGCAUCCUUCCAUGAACCAGUCAAGCAUAGUGCAAGAUCGAGGUUAUUUGCAGAGGAAUCCUCAGAUGCCCCAGUACAGCUCUCCCCAGCCCGGCUCAGCCUUAUCUCCCCGUCAGUCUUCUGGAGGACAGAUGCACGCUGGAAUGGGGCCAUACCAGCAGAACUCCAUGGGAAGCUACGGACCCCAGGCCGGGCAGUACGGACCUCAAGGUGAGGCAUGGGGAGCUUCUCGAGGGGAAACUGAGCGCAGCAAGUGGGAAAGGCCUCUGUCAGUGGCAACAUCUUGUCUUUGGAGAACGUGUUUUGAGUUGUCUGCUCUUAAUGCGUGGGUGAUGCAAAAGAGUCCACUCCUUAUGAGGUGGAACAGCUUGUACUUUGAGUAUUAUGCUGAGAUUCAUGGCAGAUGUUAUUUGAAUGCUAGUUGUAAAUGGCCUCCUGGUUAUCCCAACAUGAACCAAGGAGGAAUGAUGGGUACUGGACCUCCUUACGGACAGGGACUUAACAGCAUGGCUGGCAUGAUCAACCCCCAGGGCCCACCUUAUCCCAUGGGUGGAAAUAUGGCUAACAACUCAGCAGGGAUGGCAGCAAGUCCUGAAAUGAUGGGUCUUGCGGAUGUCAAAUUAACUCCUGCAACUAAAAUGAACAGUAAGACUGAUGGGACCCCAAAAGCAGAAUCCAAGUCGAAGAACCAGAAAUCUGGGAGCAUGUGCUUGAUUUGUCAAGUCGCCCAGUAUGGAUUGCAAGAAUAAAGGAAUGCCACCACUAACAUCACAAUGGAGUUGGAGAGUUUUCUUCCCAGAUUUUUCUGAUGACAGCACAAAUAAAGGGAAGAUGUUCUGCAUCACAGUGAGUCAAGCAAUUGGGAUUAAAUAUCAACAACUCUGAGAGAGGAACUCACAACAACUCAAACUUGAGGGGCUGCACCGCUGCAGAUGAGGGCUUCUUUACAGACUGAUGAUUCCAGAUUUUCAGGUGAAUAUUUUAAAUAAAAGCCCCACUGGGAAAAACAUACAGUUCCGUGCAGGAUCACCAGCUGUCUCUGAGAAAGCUUUGCUUUAAAGGAUCAGUCUUUCACUUGCAAGUCUUCUGCUUGAACUGCUUUUCAGCAAGCAUUGGUGAGCCGAAAUUGGUGAGUUGUACUGGCUGCCCAUUGCAUGUACUUUUCAAAAGAUUUAGCAACCUCUGAACAGAGAUCACACUGUUUUCCUCCUCCCUGUCCCUUUCCCUUACGAUCGAUGAUCUCAGAUGAUCUGCUGUAUAUCAUCUCCACAAGUCUUUGUCACUGCAGCUCGCUGUAAAUUCCUGGCAGCAGAAAGCAGCGUUUUACUCUUUGACCCUGGAUUUCUGUCAGUUCCUUGAGCCGUGUUCAAACCUAAUCUCAGCCCUGGACAUUAUCAUAGGGUCAGCUUUUAAACAGCUCCAGAUUUCUACUGUCACGAACACCAUCCUUAAGCAAGUUCAAGCAACCUGGAGAUUUCAUAAGUGCUGCUACUGAUAUUAUGAGAGCAAUUUUCAGAAGCGAGUCUCUGGACUCCAUCACUCCAUCUUAUGACUCAGCCUCAGAAUGCAUACUGUAAGGGACAACAAGAAAUUAAAGGGCCCAUUUUAGUCAUUGUUUAUUGAAGGUCAGGUUGUUCUGCCAAAAUUAUCCAGAAGAGAAUUGCUUUCUCACAGGUCAACGUGACAUCUCAAACAAGUUUUCUCAUACCAAUCAGCUUGUAAGAGAGGCAAAAGGCAGUAAAUGCCCCUUUCAUUCAGACAGCUCUGUUGAUGUUCCCAGGAGACUCAUAUGCUUUCUUUUGCUCUGGAUCAUCAAAGAUGCAGAAAUGGGUAUUACAUCAGUGGUCUUUAUGUAGUAAACAAACAGAAAACAAUUCUGACAGACUGGCAUCCUGUUUGGCAGGUAGGGAGACACACUGUCAAUCUGAGAAAGCAGUGAAAAGGAAACCAGAAUUCCUAAGUUUCUGGUAAAAUGACAACAGAACAUUUGGUACCUAAUAAAUGAUACUUGCAGGAUACUUCCGUAGCUUCCUGUUAACAGAACAGUCUCCUUUGCAGGACCAUUCUCUUCCACAGCACCACCAUAUUCCAGAUUAGUUGAAUCUGUGUCCAAUGAGGAACUGAAGAGAUAUUUAGAGAUCUUGAUGGCUAUGGAAGAGCCUAAGCUGACAGAAGGCACACAGACCCAAACAAGGCUCAGACUGCUGGAAAACCUCCUGCCAGCCAGGGUGAAUGAAUGACAGUGUGGAGAGCAAGCUGAGACGUCGUCCUCUGUGUCUUCAUAAUGGUAGGAACAAUUCGUGGAUCCAUGUUGGCCAAUUCGUCUACUGAGGAAGCAGUCAGCUUAGUUUUGUACCAUGGGAUAUCACUUGUAAUAUCUUGUUUGACCUCUUGCUGUUCAAAAAGUGCACCCAUGUGUUUGUACAUCAUUUACAAAAGCCGGUGUUGUCUGGUGCUGCCAUAAUAUGUUGGGGUCCUAAGAGGAAAGAGCUAAAUCUGCAAACAUUUCUCAUUGUUUACUGGAAAUUAAAUAGGCAGUCCCACAAACUACUGCCCUGCCACAGAAUUACUUUCUUGGGAAAGUCAAGAGAAUUAAUACAUCAUGACAUGAGCAUACCUCAUCUCAUUUGAUUCUCUAUUUCUGGGGCAAAAAAAAAAUGAGAACCAGUGGGGAAAGAAGAAUACUAAAAGGCUCCUUCUGCUUGCUGAGAGAAGAUGGUCAGAAGAAUCAGCUGGUUUUCACUGAAGCUACGUGCUAAAUAGUGUGUUUCCUAUCUGCAGGUUCAAUUCAGCACUGAAAGCUUAAUUAGCAUUGCUCAGCAACAGGGAAGCAUUCAGAUUCACAAGAAUAGUUUUGGCUGAGGCUUCUAAGCACACUCUUUACAAUGGUCUCCAUGGCAUUUUUAAGCUGCUUGCAACUGUUCACUGUUAGGCAUUCUGAUUCAAAGUGAAAUUCUUCAACAACAGUGCCAUCAACAGAAGUGAUGUGCUUCUGAGCAAAACGGGCGUACAACAAACCUAAAUGCAUGGAACUUGGCUCAGAUGUUACCUAUAGCAAAAGCAUUUCCCCAGAGUGAGAAGAGGGAUACUCAGAAGCCAAACAGAUUGUUCAACAGUUAAUAGGAAGAUACUGAAAUAUGUGAAAUUGAUAACUUAGGAGUUGUUUUGUUGGAGGAGGGAUUCAGAAGCCAAAGCAAAGGAACUGCAAGGUGCCAGCUGAAGUUUCCUAUUGAUGGAUAUGUGCUGAACAGCCACCACAAACCCUUCCCAUAAUCUUAUCAGCUACAAGGACUCAGAGGAAUGCUACAAAAGUUGCUGGGUCAGGGAAAUGCAGUUCUGUAGGAGACAGAAAGAACACAUCCUGAGUUACACCAGGAGAGUUGAGGCAGGCUUCCCAAAAUGUCAUGCCACCAAAUGUGCUUUGCUCUGUACUGGAAUGUUGAAAAGCCCACAACCAAACAGUCCAAAAAGAUAAUGUUUGGUUAUUACAGAGAAGUGCCAGGAGCCAGAAAUAAUACAACAAGCAUAUGAGAAAUUAAACUCUUAAAUAGCGUCAAA
This is a messenger RNA of Lagopus leucura (white-tailed ptarmigan), 5800 nucleotides long. Its product is annotated as AT-rich interactive domain-containing protein 1A-like. NCBI's taxonomy places the organism in Eukaryota, Metazoa, Chordata, Aves, Galliformes, Phasianidae. The record is from RefSeq and is a predicted model, not a curated record. The transcript is spliced from 11 exons. Bases 1 to 2991 code for a protein of 996 amino acids.